This is a messenger RNA of Lytechinus variegatus (green sea urchin), 5367 nucleotides long. RefSeq lists its product as uncharacterized. The transcript is spliced from 15 exons. The coding region runs from base 226 to 1860 and encodes 544 amino acids. The record is from RefSeq and is a predicted model, not a curated record. Lineage: Eukaryota; Metazoa; Echinodermata; Echinoidea; Temnopleuroida; Toxopneustidae.
GUUAUCGACGAAAGCUUUACUCAGUUACAGCUCCUGCUCUUUUUGCUGCUGGGAUGGUAGCGCCUGAUAAAUAUGAUCCCAUGUCAUGACUUUGAGCUGGAGCUAGCUGAGAUGAAAGAUGGACGCUUACCCAUCAGAAUAAGAUCCCAGAUAACAAGAUUUACCAAAGGAACUAUCAAAUUUUGAUCAGUAUGACCGGUAUACCUUGAAGGCUAGAUUGGAAGAAUGCCUCGCUUUUUCAACACAUACUCUAGACUAAAGCCUGUCUCCAAGAAGGCUGAUGUUGAUGCAUUUUCUGAACUGCAAAUAAGUAGAGCUGCAAAACGGAAAGACAAAGUGACUGCCCUCAAGUCCAUUGCAGAAAGUGAGACUGGUGAUCUGGAUAAAGAAGAAUUGGCUGAUACAUUUGAAUCAAAAGUCACAAUGAAGAUUUUGCCAAAACCUGUCUCACGAAAGUCAUCACGAAGGAAACCAACUCCUUUGAAAGUAGAAGGAAAGGGAUUGGGCAUGAGAUACAGAAAACAGUACUCUCCAAUGGCUAGAACUUCCCCUAAUGAAGAUACAAGUGAUGAUAUUGACGACUCCAUUCUUUACCUCUCGGAUUUCUUGGAGGAAAGUACAACUUUGUCUGAUGGAGAGACAACCCUUACAGAUGCAGAGACCCGUGAUGACUCCAUCAGUGACUACUCUGAUAUUGAGCUUCCUAGAGAUUUACCAGAGCAAAAGAGAAAAUCAAGCACGGUAUCAAGCAGAAUUCUGAAAUUGUCACAGAUGUCUAAUAGGAAAUCUCAUUCAAAGUCUCAUUCAAAAGGUGAACAAAAUUUAUCAAAGAUAGGAAAGAAAGCUCAGAUGACUACAACAUCAGUGUACAGCCUUUUGAGUGAUGAAAGUAGCUCUAGCCUUGUUGGAUCUCCUUUGAAGAAACUAGCAGGGAAUGAGACUAAGCUUAAAAUUGCUGGAAAGAAAGUAUCACUUGCGAAGAAAAGUCCAACCAAGAUUAAACAUUCACAUCAUGAAGACAAUGGUGAAUCAUCUGCAAAGGAUGGAAAGAAGCAAGUUUCAUUCCAGCUGAAAGUCAAUCAAGAACUGGAAGAUGCCGACAUGAGCACUCCUUUUAAUGUUUCCCUCCCUCAUCGUUCUGCUUCUAAUAGCAUUCUGAAAAAGACAUCUGCAAUAGAACCCAGUAUUGUGGGUCCUGGUGAGACUGUCAGGGCAACCAGUACACCCCAGAAGUCAAGCAGACAUUCCAGGAAGGCCCAUGGGUGCCAUAUCAUGGAUCUUUCUUUUGAUGUAUCUGCUGUAUCUCUGCCUCCGGAUCAUGAUCUAGUGAUAACACACAAACCAAAGAAACCUGAAAAGAAUCAGGAGGUGAAGCAAACUCAAAAGUUGUCAGAAGGACCUGGAGAAACAACAGAGAAGUUGCUAGAUUUUGAGCCGAUGUGUCUACAGGCAUCUCAGCACUUGGAUUUGGGGGCAGAGACACCAGUGAAAGAUGAGAAGAGGAGAGUGAAUGAAAUGACCCCUUCUGCCCAACUGAAACGUCACAGUCCUGAAGCUGGGACACCUUCUAAGCAGCUCCCAAAGAAAUCAAGGAUCUUGAAGCAUGCUGGAGAUGCAGGCCUUGGUAAUAGAAAGCGUCUCAACUACCAACACCUUGAAUCAUCAGAACCCACUCCAGAGUGUAUCAUUACUACAUUGCCAUUUCAAGGAUACAAUAUCCAUUCAUCCAUUGCACAGAUACCAACACUGCAGAGCAAGAUUGACAUCAGGCACAUCAGGCAACACCCUCAAGAUAUACUGGAGACCAUUCCUGACAGAACAUUUCUGCAUCUGAAAUCUGCCAUCGGUAGUCACAGUUAAAUACUUUUUCUUUGGCAUCAAGUAAAAAAUGGAAUGAUUGAGUUCAGAUUUGAUGUACCUUCUGAACAUCAUUUGAGUUAUCACUUUCUCAGUAAUAUUGCUGAAAACAGUAAUCAACGGUAAUUUUUAUCAGUAUAAUAUUAAUGAUUUCUAUAACUCAGCCUUUGGUGAAUGAAGGAUUUUGUUUUUUGUUUUAUAUUUUUAAUGGAAAUUCUCUAUUGAUUUUGAUAUACUACCAGGAAGUAGAGUAUACAAGUAUGAGUAUCAGUUUAUCCUAACCCUUUUUCCAUUCAAGGAAGAGAUCGCCCAGAAUGUUCGGAAGGCUACUGUAACAUUUUGUACUGUAUUAUCAUUGCGAUACAUUAUACUUCAAUUUAAAGCUGCUAAGAGGCUCUUGUUUAUACAAUGACUUCACUAUUUUUUGAAGCACUUGGAUAGUCUAAUUAUCUAUUAUUAAUCUAUUUUUAUAGUGAAAGUUCCCCUGAUAUUUGGUGUAAAUUAAGCAUCAAAACGAGAGCAUUUCAGUGAAGGUUUAGUGUCACAUGCGAGAUGCUCCUCCAUAUGCUCUGUGUUAUAAACUCCAUCAAUUUCAGUUCUUACGGUUCAUGAAUCAAUAUAAAAAUAAUUGAAGCCUAUAUGAAAUUAAUUUGUCUGUUAUAUUAAACAAAACAGAUUAAUAUAAGAGACUUAACCUCUUUAUCUUUUAAUUGAUGAAAAAAUAUAAACAAUUAAUUUUUGAAAAUUUUACUCUUUAGUCUUAUAGUUCACAUCGGGCUCUUCUUGUGUGCAAAUUUCAAAUUUUCAGCGGCUGAGAUAUGAGGUAUAUCCUGGUCUGAAUUUGAAAUAGCCCAGUUAAAUUUGGGUCAAUUUCAGGGCUUCAUUUUGAAGACAGUAAUAAGCAUUUAGGACUAUUGCAACUCAGAUUUCAUCAAGCCUCUCCAGUUAUCUUGAAUACCACCUAUACAACAAUUGAAGGUGCUGCCAUGAAAAUGUAAAUCAAUAGGAACAAGUACGAUUGUUCUUCACUUGUGGGAAAUAUGUGGAUGUAUUUUGGUGAUCACAUGAUUUUUUACAACUGAACCAAGUUCUAUGCAUUUAUAGGUAUAUCAGAGUACAUAGUUUUUUUGUUGAUAUUUUUCAAAUAGACUGUAAUCUAAAAUUGAUACCAGAUAUUUAUAUGUGUGAAAAGAGUGUUUGUUACUAGCAUUGAUGAGAUGUGUAUUUAUGUUAAUUUAUUUAUUUCUGAAUUUUUCUGAAUUUCAAUUCCAUUGAAUAUAUAUACGGGUAAAUUCCUUGAAUACUUUUUCCAAAGAUUAUAAAUUGUGAAUUGGUCAUUUUCAUUUUUGUUAUGAACUACACAGUAAUUAUUCUCUUCAAAUAUUUAUGUAAAUUAGAGAUAUUAUAGAUUUAAUGUUUUGUACUUCUUGUACAAAUUACUGUUUUUUUCCAAUACAAAAACUUCUUAUUAUAUGAAUUUGUUUCUGAAAUUGAUUUGGAGUAUUUAUUACCUACGCAAGACAUUUCAAAUGUGAAUAGACACAUUUUGCACUUAAUUAUGGAUCUCAAACUGGAGAGAGCAACAUCAUUUCAUUGCUCUUCCAGGUCCUUCCCACAGACCCUUAUACUAAAUUACAGGGUAAUAUUUUUUGUACAUGUAUUUUGUAAUAUUGACCAGGCUUCUCAAGGAAAUGCAUCAGACAGCGCUCAGACCACACUGCACUUGUCUUUGACUUUUGCAUAAUGAUGGGGUUAAUUCUAAGGGGUACUUCAUAUUUUCAAGAUAUUUCUUGUUGAGAAGCCAUUAAUCAUUAUACAGAUUUCAUUGAGUGAAAUGAUCAUCUUUGUUAUUUUAACAUACAUGUGGAAACGUCAGAUGUGAUCUUCCUUUUCAUCUACCCAAUUGGUUCAAUAACUAGUCAUGAUAAUUAGUACAUUUUACGCCAUAAGAAAAUUGAAAUAGCACUAGCAGACAGGUAAACAGUUGGAAGUAUUGCAAGGUUAUUUCUGCUAAGAGUUGAAAACCUGUUUUGUAUUUUUAUCAGAUAAUGUGAUGUUCUUAGUUCAGCUAAUUUUCCUGAUAUAUGCCUUAUGCCAUGUUCAGCCCCCCCCCCCUCUUUGUUUUCUUAAUAAUCUUCCUUAUUUAACAAUUAUAUUCUAUUAAUUUGUGGCUAAGAAUUGUGCUAUUGUGUACAUAAAAGCGACAUAAUUUUUGUUCAAAAUAAACCUGCAAUGUCAAGUGAAUUAUUGUAAAAAAAUAUAUACAGCCGAAGAGAAAUAUAUUUAUUUGAAAUAUGGUAUUGACUAUUGACAUAUAUUAUUCAUUUGAAAUAUGGUAUUGAAAUACAUUAUGUUCAUGUCCAAAAGAGACACUGAUACUGGCAUAAUAUAUAUUAUCUUUUAUAAGUUGAAAAGAAAACUGAAAAUAUAAUAAAAUGUUUUGACAAAACACAAAAAGACACGUAUGUGUGUUUUCAAUGUUUAUUUUCUCACAUCUUCAUUAUUGAAACUAUGAUUAAACAGAUGAACAACAAUAAAUUCUCACAUGAACCCCUUUUGUGUUAUGCUCUAAAGAAAUCCAGUAUUUGAAUCGAAAGUAAUGUUUUAAAAUGUGACCCAUACAGUAGACGAUCCAAUCCAAAGGUCAUUUGAUAAUGAUAUACGCCUUUUCCUUUCGUUGACAAAGCGCUGCGCACACACUACUCCAAGAAACUUUAUACUAUAUGCAGUAGAACACAUCAAGUGAAAAAUUACAUGGGGAGAUUGAGGCAAUUUGCACCAGAUUAGCUGAAAAGACCCCUGGAUAAUGUUAAUUCACUGCAAUGAAUGUUAGGUCUUAUCCAAUCUUGCAAACUUAAGCCGCAGGGUGUGAAAAAUAGCCCCCCCAAAAUGAAAAUAAUUUUUUUGCUUGGAAAACACAUGAACAUAAAUUGAAAGUACAAGAGUUCCAAACACAAAUACACAUUUAAAUGCAAUUGUUCUAAAAAUACAUAGAAAGAAAUGAAUCCUUAUUAUUCAUCAACCCAUAUGAGAUGAUUCCCCCAGGUAGGCAUGUCAUAAAGCUAUCAAACAGAUAUUUACAAAAAAGUAACAAAAUAGCUGGUUUCUCAAUCAUGUUUUGUUGAUUUAGUGGAUUUUUUAUGCAAUCAUUGACUAGAAGUAAAACUGGGUUUUCCAUUUUUCAAUUGUUAUAUUAUACCGCUUUCAGUAACUCAUGAUUUUUUGGUCCGCACCAGGCCCGUGCUAAAAUAGUCCGCACCAAGCGAAAAACAUUGCUUUCAGUAACUAUAGCAGAGCCGCGCCACUUUUACGAUCACCCAUUCAAAAACUCGGGCAUGUAAGGGCAAACUGUCAUGGUAACUGAACACGCCAUAUAGAGAGCGUAAGUGCUCCGUCUUCGCUGAAUAUUCGCGCGGUAAAUUUGAUGCGGAGGCACAGCCAGAAUUGUGUGACCUUUGACCGUGCGAGGAAUUUUGGCCGGGGCCUGGUGCUGCUAUCGUUCAUAAACUC